AUGGCAUGCAAGCCGUACUACAACACCAACAGCUGCACCGGCCGCCACGCUACGAACGCGCCGUCAUUUCCACGACCGCCGGCGCCACCCCAGCCGCCGCUCCUGCCGCUGCCGCCGCAGUACUCCUUCCAGCCAGUGAGCCGGCCGGCCCCGCGUGCCAAGAAGCCACGCCGCUACGACGCCGCGCCAGGGGCCUCGGCGUCGAUCGCCGUCGCUGAACCGUCCAAGAAGAGGGUGGCGCCGGCGCCGGCGACUGGACUGGAUGAGGAGUUACUGGAGUGGACGGAGACGGCGGCGGACCCGCUGUACUCUGUGUCCCCACCGCCGAGCAGCGUGCCGAUGCCUACGUCUCUGUUGCUCACAGUCACGGCGGCGAGGACGAAGGCGACCACAGCCUGCGCCGUGGAAGUGGUGGCCGGCGCCGGCAGCAGCGGGGUGGAUGUCGGCGCCACCGACGAGCUCCGACGGAUCCUCAGGCUUUAG
Miscanthus lutarioriparius is the source of this 483-nucleotide messenger RNA. NCBI's taxonomy places the organism in Eukaryota, Viridiplantae, Streptophyta, Magnoliopsida, Poales, Poaceae. The record is from the annotation of a GenBank genome assembly.